This is a messenger RNA of Dufourea novaeangliae, 696 nucleotides long. RefSeq names its product glutathione S-transferase 1 (gene gfzf). The record is from RefSeq and is a predicted model, not a curated record. Gene Ontology annotation, molecular function: glutathione transferase activity. NCBI's taxonomy places the organism in Eukaryota, Metazoa, Arthropoda, Insecta, Hymenoptera, Halictidae. The transcript has 5 exons. Gene Ontology annotation, biological process: glutathione metabolic process. Bases 1 to 696 code for a protein of 231 amino acids.
AUGAAGCUUUAUAGUGUCUCCGAUGGACCACCAUCCCUUGCAUGUCGUCAAGCAUUAAAAGCUUUAGGUAUUGAAUAUGAAUUGGUGGAUGUAAAUUUCGGUACAGGUGAACACAUGACAGAGGAAUACAUGCAAUUAAACCCACAAAAGGAAAUACCUGUUUUAAUUGAUGAUGACUUAAUUAUGGGAGAAAGCAAUGCUAUUUUGCAAUAUCUCGGUGAUAAGUACGAUAUAGACGGCAAAUUGUACCCAAAGGAUGCAAAGGCACGAGCAAUUGUGAAUCAUCGUUUGUGUUUCAAUCUGGCAAUGUACUAUCGGAAUAUUUCCGAAUAUGUGAUGGCUCCCAUAUUUUUCGAUUAUGAAAGAACUCCCUUGGGUUUGAAGAAAAUGACAAUUGCUUUAGACGUUUUCGAUACAUACCUGAACCGUGAAAAUUCAGAAUAUGCUGCGGGGAAUACAUUGACUAUUGCUGAUUUCCCACUGAUUACCGCUACCAUGUGUCUAGAAGCAAUUGAUUUUGAAUUAAAUCAGUGGCCUCGUAUACAAAAAUGGUACAAUAAUUUUAAACGAAAAUAUCCAGAGUUGUGGGAAAUAGCUGAAAAGGGUAUGCAAGAAAUUGAGUAUUUCGAGAAGAAUCCACCAGAUUUAUCGGAUAUGGAUCAUCCGAUACAUCCCGUUCGUAAAAACAAGGUGUAA